AUGAGAAAAAUGUUGGAUCUUCACAUGUACAUCCAGGUGAACUUAUGUGCAGCGGUUCCAAACUCCAAUUAUAGUCUGGAAAUCAUGGUUCGCUCUAAUUCAGCUUUAUUGAUUACGUAUUCCCUUUCACAAUGGCCAGUGCCUUUUCAGUCUAUGAACUCUCCAUCUUUUUUUUGGGACAAAGCUGAGAGGUUAUAUGAAAGCUCAGUUGCAUACUAUGCCUAUAUAGCUUCCAAAAAAAACUAUGGCCUUCUUGCCACCGAGAUCCUAUCAUUCAAGGACUCCGACAGAGUUGUUACCGGCAGUGUAAGGGAUGUGGUGUUCGGUUGUGGUGAUAACAACCAUAAUUCAGUUCAUGGCAAAUUUGGUGAAAUACUAGGCCUUACUGCAACAGAUUUGUCAGUGGUCUCUCAGUUACAUUCCAUCACAAAACGAAAAUUCUCCUAUUGCUUAGGCAAUGCUAGUGAUCCAUCUUCUGAAGGUAAUCUGAUCAUUGGUGAAGAUGCACAUAUGAUCAAGCUUGUUGGCAUUAGAGUGGGCUUACAAUUUCUUGAUAUUCCAUCUAGGAAUGUGACCUUAGAUAGUGGCACCAUAUACACAUUUCUGCCACCAGAAGUAUAUGGUAAGCUAUUAGCUGCAAUAUCCCAGACAAUGAAAAGAUUCAAGGUCCAACCCAUUCCACCCAGAAGAAUAGGGCGGUUGUGCUACAUAGGAAGUAUUAGCAAGGAUUUAAAUGGGUUUUCGACUAUGACCAUUGGUUUUCUAGAAAAUGAUGAGCUGGUUUUAGAGAGAUGGAGUAUUUUCAUCCAACAUGAAUUUGCAAUAUUUUGCUUAGCUUUCCUUCCUAGCGGUGGUCCUAAUGAGCCAGGCAUUAUUGGUAGCAUGGCUUAG
Macadamia integrifolia is the source of this 891-nucleotide messenger RNA. Its product is annotated as aspartyl protease AED1-like. The transcript is spliced from 4 exons. The record is from RefSeq and is a predicted model, not a curated record. Bases 1 to 891 code for a protein of 296 amino acids. Gene Ontology annotation, cellular component: extracellular region. Lineage: Eukaryota; Viridiplantae; Streptophyta; Magnoliopsida; Proteales; Proteaceae.